Klebsormidium nitens is the source of this 2131-nucleotide messenger RNA. NCBI's taxonomy places the organism in Eukaryota, Viridiplantae, Streptophyta, Klebsormidiophyceae, Klebsormidiales, Klebsormidiaceae. The record is from the annotation of a GenBank genome assembly.
CAGCUCCAUGGUUCAGCCGAGAAGCGUUCAGCAUAAGUAUUGAUUGCAGCAUAUGAGGUGCUGCCUGUAGGACCAAGCCAAAUUGGGGGAGUAUGGAGCUGGCGCCCCCGGCUGCUUUGUCUGCGGGCACUGUCUCUGCAGGGAGCUCCUCGACUCUCUUGCUGACGGCACUUGUGUUCCUCGUUUUUGCUAUCCUGCUUGCAGUCCUUCUGCGGCACCAGCGACAGUCCAAUUCUAGUCUGCUCGCUGCGCACCACCUGAGGCGGCAGUCAGCCCAAUUCCGAGGGGUGGGGACGGCCCAUUGCUGGCAAGAGGAGCCGUCAUACCGCCUUAUCAGCCGUUGCUGCGUCUGCCUGGAAACAUGCCUUCAGGCCCCGGUGGUUGCUGUGACUUCCAUCCGGGGCGUGGAGCGGUGCCAGGUGUGUGGAAUCAGCGUGCACCAGGAGUGUCUACGCAGGGCGUCCCGUGACUGCAAGCCGGUCUCGCUGCCUGCGGAUCAGCCAUUGCAGCACCACUGGAUCGAUGGGGACAGCAUAGUGGAGGACCUGCCGGCGGACGAGGGGGAUGGGUGCAUGUUCUGUGAGGAGCCGUGCAGCGCCAAUUUCCUGGGGGCGGGGACGGUGUCACUCUGUGUCUGGUGCCAGCGUAAAGUCCACAAUGAUUGCCUUACGGAGUCGCCAAAGGAAGGGGAGGGCAAGGUGUGUGACCUGGGGGACCACCGCCGGCUGAUCAUUCCCCCCGGCUGUGUCAGCAGCACAGGGCACACAGUCACUGCACUGCUUGAGGCAGUUUUGGGGAGCGGGACAAUCCGGAAUAGGAGGAAGACACCCAAGGGGCAGAAGAAGGGGCUAACUCACAACGGGGCGUUUGGGAGUGUCGCUGACUUUCGGCGCAAGGAAGCCGAGAGAGUGGCUGUCAAUGGGGGGGACACCAAGGCUGCAAACCCGAAACACACAAUCGGAGAAUUGCCCCAGGACUGUCGGCCUCUGCUGGUGUUUGUGAACAAGCGGUCAGGAGCACAGCAUGGAGCUCACCUCAGGCGGCGCUUCAGCCGCCUCCUAAACCCCCUCCAGGUUUGGGAGCUCAGUGCAGAGCAGGGCCCGGAAGUGGGGCUUAAAUUGUUCGAGAAUGUGAAGCACUUUUCUGUACUGGUGUGUGGGGGAGACGGAACAGUGGGCUGGGUGAUGGACGCAAUCGAGAGUAAGCAGUACGAGUUCCCGCCACCCAUCGCAGUGUGUCCCCUGGGCACCGGCAAUGACCUGGCGCGUGUGCUCAAUUGGGGGGGCGGCUACGGCGCCAUCAAGGUCCCUGGGGGCUUGCACACCCUGCUCCAGGACCUGCUGGACCGCGCCGCGUUUUGCCUGCUUGACAGGUGGCAGCUCACCAUUCGGGAGCCUCCGGAGGGGAAGGAGAGCGGGCCGGGCCGGGUGGUAGCAACGAAGUACAUGAACAAUUACAUGGGGGUGGGCUGUGACGCAAAGAUCGCGCUUGACGUGCACAGCCUGCGCGAAGAGUCACCAGAGCUGUUUUACAGCCAGUUGGUGAACAAGUUCUGGUACACCAAGGAGGGCGCCAAGACGUUCCUGGAGCAGAGCUGCGCCGACCUGCCGUGGGACCUGCACGUGGAGCUGGACGGGCAGCCCCUCGACAUUCCAGACGGCGUGGAAGGCCUGGUGCUGCUCAACAUCCCUAGCUUCAUGGGCGGGGUGGACCUGUGGCAGAGCCAGGAGGAGCACGAGGACCCUCUCGCGCCGCAGGCCAUGCACGACAAGGUCAUCGAGGUCGUCGGCAUCUACAGCGUCCUGCACCUCGGCAGGCUGCAGAUUGGGCUGAGCCGCGCUCUACGGCUGGGCCAGGCACGUCGUGUGCGGCUGCGCACGAGCGCGGCUCUGCCGUUCCAGGUGGACGGGGAGCCGUGGCUGCAGGCCGGUCCCGCGUGCAUCGAAGUGACGCACCACAGCCAGGCCUUCAUGCUGCGGCGCAGUGCAGAAGAGGCGGGCGGGUGCACGCCGGCCAUUGUGCAGGACGUGCUGGAGGCAGCGGAGAGCCGGGGGAUCAUCCACGGGGGACAGAGGAAGCAGCUGCUGCAGGACCUGGCGUUGCGGUUGCACCACUGAAAAGGAAGAGGGGG